Messenger RNA from Fundulus heteroclitus (mummichog), 1571 nucleotides. RefSeq names its product excitatory amino acid transporter 3-like. The transcript has 11 exons. Gene Ontology annotation, biological process: L-glutamate transmembrane transport. NCBI's taxonomy places the organism in Eukaryota, Metazoa, Chordata, Actinopteri, Cyprinodontiformes, Fundulidae. The record is from RefSeq and is a predicted model, not a curated record. Gene Ontology annotation, cellular component: plasma membrane. The coding region runs from base 270 to 1571 and encodes 433 amino acids. Gene Ontology annotation, molecular function: L-glutamate transmembrane transporter activity; L-cysteine transmembrane transporter activity; glutamate:sodium symporter activity.
AACAUAAUUGCGCACAACACCUGUUCUUGUGUUUUUACUCUGCCUUUUAGAUGCUAAGAUAGUGAUUUAGGAUUACUGUGUAGUUAUUAGACGCCUCUCUUGUAAAUGAGACCACCUGUCAAUGAAAAGGAUUACCUGUUUAAAUGAAUAUCAAUUUGUUUUGAUUUUUGUUUAAUUUUUUUUUUGGAGAGAAGUAUUUUUAAAGGUAUUUUGAACAUAAACGUUAGGAUUCUAAAUAGGUUUUGGCAGGCCGUCUUGUCGCAGCAGACAUGGCAGAGACGACAGAGGAUCCCUUACCCAGGACAGACUGCUAUGGAUGGGCUGUGCAGAACAAGCUGCAGGCUUUUACCCUUCUAGGGGUCCUCAUAGGGUUAGGAGUUGGUCUAAUAUUGAAGUUCACUCUACAUCUGACCGAAGCCCAAGAGGAAAACCUGACCAUCCCCGGGGAUCUGCUUCUAAGCAUGCUUCAGAUGUUUACAGUCCCUCUCAUUGUGACUAGCGUCAUUGCAGGCGUUACUGGAUUGAGCGUCAAAAUGUCCAAGAACAUAGCUAUGUACACAGGACUGUACAUCCUUACAACCACCUUUCUGAGUGUGAUUACUGGAGUGAUUCUGGUGCUCGCUUUCCAACCUGGUGCGGCAGAUAUCACAUUUACUGAGGAGGAGGACAAGGACAAACCGCCCUUUUCCAUUGACGUUAUCCUCAUGGAUCUUUUGAGGAACACGAUUCCCCAUAGCUUCAUUCAGGCUUGCUACCAGCAGUACAAGACUGAGAUAGUUCUGGUCCAGUUAGCAGAAGAUGACCCGUCCUAUGAUCCAGCAACAAACGGCACUCACAUGCAACUGCUCGGCCACUACGUUAGUGGAGCCAACAUGCUGGGACUGAUCCUUUGGUCUUUCAUCUUUGGCAUGAUGAUAUCGAGGAUGGGAGACCGUGCAGAGAUCGCCGUGGAGGCCAUCAGAAGCCUGAACGAGGCCAUAAGAAUCAUAGUCACCUGGAUACUGUGGUACUUGCCCGUUGGAGUUCUGUUCCUGAUCGCUGGCCACGUGGUUUCAGUUCAGGACUGGGAAUCCGUGUUUAAACUCGGGAAGUUGGCUGGGGUGGUUUGUCUUGGGCUCUUCUUGCACUCCUUUAUCGUUCUUCCCCUGUUUUAUUUCCUGUUUUCCAAACGGAAUCCCUUCAUAGUCUUCAAGAUGGUGUCAAAAGCCUUGGUGACCGCACUUCUCAUCGCAUCCAGCUCCGCCUCUCUGCCCGUGACCUUUCAAUGCUGUGAAGAGAAAAUGAAGGUGGACCAAAGAAUCAGCCGCUUCAUGCUGCCCAUCGCCACCAGCAUCAACAUGAACGGAACCGCCCUCUACGAAGUGGUCGCCGCCAUUUUCAUUGCCCAGCUCAAUGACAUCGAUCUGGAGAUCGGUCAGAUCCUCGCCAUUGGAGUGACUGCUUCCAUUUCCAGCAUUGGAGCUGCGGGGAUCCCAGCAACAGGAGCAGUGACCACUCUGCUGAUUUUGACAGCGGUGGGACUGCCGGCGCAUGACGCCUCCCUCCUGGUGGUGAUGGAGAUGCUCCUGUAG